UUUAUUUAAUAAAUAAUGAAAGUGCGCGGUGGGGGCUGGGGGGUAGUGGGGAGGGUGCUGCCGCUGAUUCGCUGCCGUCCGGUGCUGCGUCGCGUGGUGCAGGGUGGAAACGCGCCAUCCAGCCUGCCCGCCCGCCCGGUUCCGUUCCGAGUGCCUCAUGCAAGCCCAGCAGAAGCAGCAGCAGCAGCAGGGAUGCCGCCGAUGGGAGCCUUUUGGGUUUUGCUUUGCGUGUGCCUGUGCGGCAGCCUGGCGAAGAAGCCUGCCCGCUGCCCUUCAACUUGCAGCUGCUCCAAGGAGUCCAUCAUUUGCGUGGGCUCCUCUUCUGUCCCCAGGACGAGCACCGGCGACAUCAUUUCUUUGAGCAUCGUCAAUGGCACUUUCUCAGAGGUCAAAGAGGCGAUGUUCUCGCACAUGCCGUCACUCCAGCUGCUGCUUCUCAAUUCCAACUCUCUUAUCGCCAUAAGGGAUGAUGCCUUCUCUGGCCUUCCACAUCUCGAAUACCUGUUUAUUGAGAGCAACAAAAUCGAGACCGUCUCCAAAUAUGCCUUCCGAGGACUCCGGGAUCUCACCCACUUGUCUUUAGCAAACAACAAGAUCAAGGCGCUGCCUCGGGAUCUCUUCAGCGAGCUGGAGUCGCUCAUCGAACUCGACCUGCGUGGCAACGUCUUCCAGUGCGACUGCCGAGCCAAGUGGCUGAUGACGUGGUUGCGGAACACCAACGCCACCGUGUCCGACGUGCCGUGCGCCGGGCCGGAGGACCUCAAGGACCGGCGCCUCAACGACAUGAGCUUGCAAAACGAGUGCGUCUCAACAGAUUUCAUCCUGCAUCAAAGCGUGAGCUCAGAAUCCCUGUCCGUCGACACGUUCGGCUACAAGAACGACGUCUACGUAGCGGUCGCCGCUCCCGGCGUGGAGAGCUGCAUGGUCCUCCAGUGGGACCACAUUGAAAUGAACUUCAGGACUUAUGAUAACAUCACGGGUCAGUCCAUCGUGGGAUGCAAGUCGGUGGUGAUCGAGGACCAGGUAUUCGUCAUCGUGGCUCAGCUCUUUGGCGGUUCACACAUCUACAAGUUCGACGAGGACCAAAGCACCUUCACCAAAUUCCAGGACAUCGAAGUGUCCAAGAUCUCCAAGCCCAACGACAUCGAGGUCUUUCAGAUCGGCUCAGAUCGCUUCUUCGUGAUCGCCGACAGCUCCAAAGCGGGCCUGUCCACCCUCUACAAGUGGAACGACAACGGUUUUUAUUCCUACCAGUCCCUUCACGAGUGGUACCGCGACACGGACGCCGAGUACCUCGACUUGGACGGGAAAGCGCACCUGUUGUUGGCGAGCCGCUCGCAGGUUCCCGUCAUCUACCAGUGGAGCCGCAGCAACCGCAAGUUUGUCCUUCAGGGCGAGAUUCCCGACACGGAGGACGUGGUGGCGGUCAAGCACUUCCGCAUCAAGGGCGAGCUCUACCUGGCCGUCACGCGUUACAUCGGAGACUCCAAAGUGCUGCACUGGGGCGCCAAGCAGUUCUCGGAGAUCCAGGCACUACCGUCGCGCGGCGCCAUGAUCCUGCAGCCGUUCUCUUUCAAAGAGCGCCACUAUCUGGCCCUGGGAAGCGACUACACCUUCUCGCAGAUCCUCCAGUGGGAUGAGCAGCAGAGCGCGUUCGAGCGCUUCAAGGAGGUCUACAUCCAGGCGCCGCGAUCCUUCACCGCCGUGUCCACGGACCGACGGGACUUCAUCUUUACGUCCAGCUUCAAGGGCAGCACGCAGAUCUGGGAGCACGUCAUCGUCGACUUGAGCUCGUGAGUCCCUGCGCCGUGUUGCCAGGCUCGGACAAUCCAACGUCUUCCGCAAAAUGAGGAGCGACGUGUCGGGAUUUGGCUCGCAAAUGCGUGCGAUAUUUUUUUUUUUCUUCAGAAAGUUUCCAGUAAAUUUCCGAAAAGUUCCGUGUCAAUUUCCAGGACGUUAAGAUGGGGAACUCAGACUCAAGCCUUAAUAGGAACAUUUUUAUUUUCUCUGAAACUCUGAAAUUCUAUGACGGCAUUUCAAAACAUUUACUUGCAACUAGCAUUUGAUUGAGCAAUUAAUUACACUGGUCAGCCCGCAAAUUUUAAGUGGAGAUUGCUUUAUGUGUCCCUAAAUGUAUUUUUGAUGCUGAUUUGAAAAAUGUCUGGAGUUUUUUUUUCCUCUGGCACAUCAGGUUUUUGAAAUACCGGUACUCAUUAUUUGUUUGACGUGUAAAAGCUUGCGGCAGAUGGAUCUUCACCACGCAUUUAAUUUACAGCUAUGAUAUUUCAGCAAAACUUUCUACCCCUUUCUUAACAUAAUAUUACUAAAUAUAAUAUUAUUAUAUUAUUACGAAAACUUGAUGUGCUAGAGGAAAAAAUGAGCAAAUUCUGAAUUAGCACCAAAAAAAAUCAUCAUCUAGACCUGGGGUGGGCAAUUAUUUUUUGUAUAGGGCCACAUGAGAACCAGAAAAUAUUAUGCAGGGCCGGAUCGAAAGGGUGAACUAAAUUCGACUUAAUAUUAAUUGGAUUUCUUUAUUUAAAAAGCAGUAUUUUGCAUUUUUUGGCAGGUUUUUCAGACUUUAAGAGUACAUUAUUCCGUUGUAUCGAACGGGAUUUGCUUGACUUGGCGCUACUGCGGGCUUCCGUAUCGUCUCCCCCUUCCUCCCUAUGCUCUGCAACUUCAAGUAACUCUGCCACCUGGCGUUGAAAUGCAUGUCAUUACAAGUCCAAAUGAAACGAAUGCAGUCAUUGACAUUGAACCUUAAUUGUGUACCAACCUUCGGCGGGCCGGAUUAAAAAGACCAAUGGGCCGGAUUUGGCCCGCGGGCCGUAAUUUGCCCACCCCUGAUAUAGACAAUUACUUGCAUCAAAUUUAGCAAAAAAUUGCUCAUUUCACCGGAGCAAAAUCAUGAACGAAUAAGCACCACCCCCCCAUCCUAAAAUCAAUGGGAAAAAAAUCACCUCUCCCUUCCCAAAAUUCCAAAUCAGGUUUUCUCCAUUCUUUUACACCAAGCACCAACAAAAACGUUCCACUAAAAUGUAUUGCACAUCAGUAAAAUACAAACUGUACCUCGGUAAAAGCAAGCAGUAUGAUAUGAAAUGCAAAUGUCUUGUACUUAAAGUUAAAUACAACUGAACAGAAUAUAACAAAUGUAGUGCGCCGGAUUAAACGCAUACCACAUGCCGGUGUGGCAGGUAGCACGGUUUGAACAUUUCAUUCAUGGAUUCUUUGCGCACCACUCGAGGCAGCACGCCUGCUUUAUUGCCCAGUCUCGAAAUCAUCUGUGCAUGUGACGUCGGAAUGCACGUUGCAUGUCGCGGGCGUGCGCUCCAUCGCCUGCACUAAGCAUAAUCAGCUGUACUCAAAUGACAUUUCGCUCUUUUAGUCACAAUUAUGCUAGGAUCUAAACUUCCAACUUUGUAAAUUCCUGCUUUAUUGCCAUUAAUCCCCCCCCCCCCACCCCUCCAUGGAAAGUUUCAAAUGUUCCAGUUCCCCAUUGGAGAGUUUAACUUCUUUCUAUGUAAAAUUAACCUGGAAUUUUUCACUCCACUCUCUCAAAUUUUCAUCAAAUGUUGAGGUGUGAUUGAAAAAAAAAAUCAAAAGGAAAAGACCAUUUGUGAGCUCCAUGCCGUCGGGUGUCGGGUCCCGUUUGUUGCCUUUUCAACACGCUGCCGUCGUCAACGGGCAUCGCAGCCCGUUGCUUCUCCUGUGCAGGGAAUGUUUUGAAGCACAAACCUUCAAUGAUGGUCAUCCGUUACAGUCAAGAUGCCACACCGCUAACAAUGUUUCAUUUGGGGGAGGGGGACAAGGCAACGCUCAUCCAACACCAAAUGAGACAUGAGCCAUGUUUCUGAAUGACACAUUUGUACUAAAAAAAAAAAAAACGCAGACAACAAGCCUGGCCCUCCAAAAUGGAUCUCAACAGCUUAACGUAAGGACGUCAACCUGUUUGAGCAGUUUGUCAGAGCAUGAAAGCAAAUAUUUGAAGCAAAAGAUGUUAGAAACGUCAUGAAUAUCCAUCCAAGCUUUCCGAAUGUCAACAUAAUAAAAGCCAACAUUGCAAGCUGG
Molecule: messenger RNA, 4068 nt
Organism: Hippocampus zosterae (dwarf seahorse)
Lineage: Eukaryota; Metazoa; Chordata; Actinopteri; Syngnathiformes; Syngnathidae
Gene: lgi2a
Product: leucine-rich repeat LGI family, member 2a
Exons: 8
Coding region: 16-1797 (593 amino acids)
Biological process (GO): inhibitory synapse assembly
Molecular function (GO): protein binding
Source: RefSeq, a predicted model, not a curated record